AUGAAAACAUUAUUCUUCAUAUGCUAUCCGGAACCAAUUUGUUGAACCGCGAAGGCUUUUACGUGAAGAAUUUGCACACGCUUUAUUUACUGAAUUUAAUAAGGAGGUUGGUGAUGAAUUCGUUCGAUGAAACAUUUUGAUCAGGGUGUGGAAAAGACCUAAUAACCAUGUUUUAGAUAUCACUGUCAUGUGAGAAAAAUAUCAAUCAUUGCUGACAGUUUUUCACCUGUCAUUAAGUGUGUAUUUCUCCGAAUAGAGAGGCUACUUCUUUUCCAACAAACGGACCGCUGUUCAGGGUUUUUAUUGUCACCGUUGAGUAGCGUAGUCGUUUCUCAAUUGUUUGAAGAAGUAAAAAAACACACCACUCGCGUGGGUGGAUAGGGUAGGUCAUGUUAGACAGUUUCAAGUUCAGCCACGGAACUACGCCAUCGUGAACGCAGCAGGAAAGCUUCGGUGCCCUGGGUGAGAUGGAUUGUUACACAAACGAAAAAGCACUCGUAUAUCGACCUUCCUGUUGGGCCCUGUCAUUACCGAAUUCGACCAAUUAGCCCCACAACAGGGGCGCAAAUAUUAGAGCUGCGAUCAACGUUGCGGCGUUCGAUUGCAAUGUCGAUAAAAGCUGCGGUGAAGGGUAUACGGUUGACACGAAAUAAACUGUUCCUUUUAGUGCAGACAAAGUCAAUCGACGCAUGCAACAGAGUAUUUCGAUAGGCGGGGAAAACAUACCAAAGGGGUACGUAAAACAUUUUGAUGAGCCAAACCAUUUCACUCGGCACUUAAAUUGAACGAAGAUUGACAAAACGUGAUGGAAUAGUUUGAGAAAUAUCUUAGAUAGUAAUCGUUCGUAUAAACAGAAACCCGAAAGAAUCGUAUAGCUUUUACGAUGUGCCAAAGAUGGACGCACGUACGUUGCAAUUUUUUAUUCCAUUUAGUAUACGAAAGGUACUGCCAAAGAACGGAAUGGAUUCGAACAGUAAAACUCACCUGUUGUCAUUCGUGAUUUUGGAAACCAGUAUUUGUUUAAAUUAGCUAACCAAAAAACAAAAACAAACUCAAAACAGCCAUGUUAGCUAUGGUGACCCACAAAUUGUUGAAACUAUUAGGUCGGUUAAAUGGUGGUUUAACCAUAAUCCUUCUUCAGACAGACGAUUCUAUUAAGGUUUCGUAGGCUUAUGUGUGGUACUGAUACGAAAUACGAAAGCGAACGGUUGCUAAUCAGCUAUUGGCAGGUCGGUUCAGUAGUCUUAUGUCAAGGUUCGUGUCUAGAGUGGGAGCUCCGGUAUGAUCGCACACCGAAAAACCGGUAGGACCUCUUCGUGACACACAUCAAAAAACGAUGCAAACGGUCAGUCGAGGGCUUCCUGCGGAAAAGAUGUUCCGUGCUCGGUUUGAAGAGAUUAAAUCCAUGUGUAAUGUUAAUAUUUCUUUAUCUCUUCCGCGUUGGCGGAUGGAUCUGUGUGACUGUAUGCGUUAGAAGUAUAUGCUCAACGGAUGAAGACAUAGAAAAACAGUAAGUAUAUCAUAUAUCAUAUCAUAUAUUAAAGCAAGGACGCUGUAAAUAUGUCAAUAAUUUGAUAAAUUGUAUUAUUCGUUUAUUUGGUUUACUUUAUUUAUUUAAGGAGAGAAAAAAAACAAGUAUUGCGAUCCAAAUAUUAUAAAUAUAUGCAUGAGGUCAAGAUCAUACCCAAUGUUUUCCAAUAGUACCCCCGUUUGCAGGCUGAUAUUCGGCGUUUUUAAUAUCGACAGAUUUUCGAUUAUGUCCUCUGGAACAAAACACAAGCCAAGCAAGUAAAGUUUGUUGAUACGAUCACUGCAUAGUGUGCGUGACCGUGACGUACCAAGUGGAGCUACACAGUUUGGAGGAAAGCGCCCAGGCCAGAUCCACCGCACACCGUGCGGAAUUUUUAUGAUACCCAAAUGCAAUAGUUUUUUUUUGGUAGGUUUGUCAUUGUCAGCUCUGUUGCUUUAUCAUACCACCAUCUCGGUCCGAUGUAUGCACUGUGCGAAGGGUGGGCACGUGGUAAAUCGCUGGUGCGGAAAGCAGACUAGUGAGACGGGAGAUGCCUUUUUGGAAAUCUGAACGAACGGCUUACUUGUGACUGUCACUGUAUGCAACCGGUCAGGAUAGAGAUAGAAGGAAACACGCACUACUAGCAGCGAAGGAUUUGACGAGCAGCCGUAAUUUAGACGCGAUCAAAUUUCGUUCGCUUAGUAUCGGUUCGGACACGGAGCGGAGUUGACCGUUUCAAAGGUGGCUUCGCACAUAAAGUUUUAGUGGCAGAACGAAUAGUACGAUGAGUGUCUUAUUAGUGCUCAGUAGAGGCGUUCGUUUCCUGUUAGCUGUACUGCUGUGUUUAUGGUUUAUCGCAAAAGAAUCGGUAUGCCAGUGUCCAGAUGCGGCUACUUAUGGUGAGAGUGAUCCAGCAAAUGUGCGACUACUGCAGGAAAACAGUGUCAAAGAAGCGCCGUUGUUGAAGAAGUAUGAUUUUAUCAUUGUGGGCGCUAGUCCCUCGGGAUGCUUGUUGGCCAACCGAUUAAGUGAGAUACGUGACUGGAACGUGCUACUGAUCGAGGCGGGUGAACAGGAAAAUCUUUUCGUCCAGGUGCCAAUCUUUUCGGCGUACCUACAGUCAACCAGAUAUAACUGGGGAUACCUCGCCGAACCACAGAACUAUUCCUGCUGGGGUAUGAAGGAUCAACGCUGUGGCUAUCCACGUGGGAAGGGUCUCGGUGGUUCAACGCUCAUCAACUACAUGAUGUACGUGCGGGGAAACAAGUACGACUACGACCAAUGGGCAGCGGCCGGUAAUGAAGGAUGGUCGUUUGAUGAAAUUCUGCCGUACUUUUUGAAGUCGGAAAAAUCUUACCUUCGCGAGGUGAACAAAUAUCACGGCAAAGACGGUAAUUUAGAUGUACGAUAUCUUCCUUACCGUACCCGUCUGGCAAAGCUAUUCGUGAAUGCGUGGCGUGAACUCGGUCUGGACAGUGUAGAUUACAACGGUGAGUCCCAGAUUGGUGUGUCGUACAUUCAGUCGAACGUUCGAAAUGGUCGCCGACUUACAGCGUACACCGCGUUUCUCGAGCCGAUUCUCGAUCGUCCGAAUUUGCACAUACUUACCAAUGCACGUGCGACACGGGUGCUGAUCGACUCGACAACCCAGCAAGCUUACGGUGUGGAGUUCAUUAAGGAACGCAAUCGCUUCACCGUUUACGCCGACAAGGAGAUUCUAAUGACCGCCGGUGCACUGCAAACACCUCAGCUGCUAAUGCUGUCCGGUGUCGGUCCGAGGGAACAUCUGCAGGAGAUAGGUAUACCCGUGAUAAAGGAUCUGCCGGUCGGACAGACGCUGUACGAUCACAUCUACUUUACCGGGCUCGCGUUCGUCACCAACACGACCAACCUUUCACUGCACGGUGACAACGUGAUUACGCUGGAUGCCUUUCUGUCGUUUCUGCAAGGCCAAGGACCGAUGACGGUGACAGGUGGCGUCGAAGCAGUGGCCUUCAUUCGCAACACCACAAAUCCGGAAAGUGCGGCCACACCGGCGACGCUGCCGAAUAUUGAGUACAUUCUGACCGGUGGUUCGCUGGCGGCCGAUCAUGGCAGCGGCAUCCGUAGCGGGUUCCGGUUGACGGACAGCAUUUACAGCAUCUAUAAACCGUUGGAAGCGAACGAGCGGGACGCGGUGACGCUCAAUAUCGUGUUGCUGCAUCCGAAGUCUAAAGGCUAUCUACGCCUGAAAAGCUGCAAUCCGCUGCACUGGCCACGAUUUUUUUCCAACAUGCUGAAAGAGCCGGAAGACGUGGAAACGAUUCUGCAGGGUAUUCGGUCGGCGUUGCCGCUGAUGAAUACACGGGCCGCCCGGCGUUACGGUGCCAAGUUGUAUGACAUUCCUUUACCAAACUGUGCCAACUUUCGGUUCGGUACCGAUGAUUACUGGCGCUGUGCCAUCCGUACGCAGACGACCUCGAUUCACCAUCAGAUAGCGACGUGCAAGAUGGGACCGGUGAGUGAUCCGGACGCGGUUGUAUCCUCUCACCUGAAGGUGCACGGUGUCAGCCGGCUACGGGUGGCCGACGUUGGGGUAAUUCCGUACCCAACCAGUGGACACCCGACCGCUACGGCGUACAUGAUCGGUGAAAAGCUAUCCGAUUUGAUCAAAGCCGAAUGGUUAGGGCAGAACAAUCCAACGGCCAGUGGUACCUAAUGUGAGUGUAAAGACGCAUAUAGUCAGUGGUUUGUUGUUAUUGUAGGUUGUUAUGAGAUGGACGUAUAUGUAGCGUUUAAGAAAAAGCACCGAAGAAACUGUAGUAAAUGGAAGUCAUCAAAGAAAAAGGUUCGGAGGUCACAGGGUGCGUGAUAAGUGGUAUCCGUAUCGCCAUGGUCAAGGGUAACAGAUGAUUUUAAAAUUCCAUUUUAUACGAUCAUAACGGCUGUUGGUAACCGGUAACGGCGGCUCCACAACGAUCGGAAAUUGGUCACUUUCAGGUGGAUAUAGGUGGGGACGGCAUGCGUCGAAGAAUUUCGUGAGCGUGUCUUCGUACCGUUCGCAGACAAACGCACCAAUGUCAAACGGAUAUAAAAAACGUGUUAUAGUUACCGAUACAGGAAAGAAUGCUAAUGAAGAUAGUUUGCUUGCUGAUAUAAUCGUUUGUUGAUCGUGUGAAACAGCUGAUCGUAUCGUGGAACAGUGCUGAACACGGAAUAUAAAAAUAAACUUGUCAAAUGUACGCCAUUAGGUUAAUAGUUCCAGAUCCGUAGUGUAGCAACAUAUUUGAUUAACAGCUGAUUAAUAGCAUAAAAUAGAACAUAUUCAAUACAUAAAAUGCUCCUUACAUAGCUCAAUUAAAGAUACCAAAACAAUGUUAAAAUGGUUUUGUGCUUGAUUAUUAAUUUAAUUAUUCACAUUGAUAAAGAUGCUAAGAAAAAUGAGAAAUUAAGCCAAUUAUACCCCUAAAUAGAUAAUAUAUUUGAGUUCUAUUCUCAAGUAUUUUUCAUGUAGCUUAGUUGUUCUCAAACUGAUUGCUGAUCAAACGGAAGCGGGUAAAGUCGGAUUCGAAUUUUUAAUUUAUUGAACCUAUUCAGAAUUGAAUUGAAUUUGUAUCUAGCAUCAGUUCAUGAUUAGUUCAUAGAUUGAGAGAUUGAUAACAAACAAUGGUUGCGUAAGUGGUUUUUGGAGUGCUGGUUAUAUAGUUAAACUUUCAGAUAAUCAAUAACUCUUGAUAAUUAUCUUUUUAGUACGGAAUGCAUUAAGUAUUUGGAGUUCCUCAUGCAACAGAAAAUAUAUGAAAGGUCAUCUGAUUACCAAUUCCCGCUGGUGGAAUAGAAAAUCUUAGUAUGCAUAUCUGAACUGAAAGCACGAAAGGACGAAAUAAAGAUUAUUCUCGCGGUUCCGGCUUCAUGUAACGUCUACAUAACAUAACGUCUACACACUGUAACGUCUACAUGUCUACAUAACGAUGAUGGACGGUAUAGAGCUCUACCCUCAAUGUAUUACGCCUACAAGUAUGCAAUGUCAAUAAUCCGAAUAUCAAUAUGCCGUUCGUCGCUUGUACGUUAGCAAGUCUUUCUUGCUCAGAAUUCCACUACAACACGAUGCAAACAAAUGAUAAUUUUGAUAAUCAAUUAUUUUUAAAUUCACGAUUUAAGCUGUCUACGACGGGAGAGGGAGGAAUUUGCUAUGUCAACAAUUUAUUUGCAAAAAUAAAAUUAACUGUGACCAGAUGGUGCACGUGGCUGUCCGGGUAUCAGAUUACUUUCAAUGCGAGUAUUUACUCUAGACCUAAUCAAAGAUAAUUUUGAUCUAGGAAGGUUCUAUUGAAACAAACAGAUCGAUUAAGCGCACCCGUGAUGCCUUUGAAACCCCCCUUGUACUGUGGUGUACGGUAGGGCGUCAUUAAAUGCAUAACCCGGACAAUCGAAUUGAAAUUCUGAUCACAAAAGUCGGUACUUUUCCAGUGUUUCGUGCGCGAUGCGACAAGGGAAGUACGUCAGCAGUGCCGGGAAGUUAGGCGAAGAAUUUUCAAUGCCAAACGAAAGAGAAACUGUGCAUCGCCUA
This is a messenger RNA of Anopheles funestus (African malaria mosquito), 6059 nucleotides long. RefSeq names its product glucose dehydrogenase [FAD, quinone]-like. The transcript is spliced from 2 exons. NCBI's taxonomy places the organism in Eukaryota, Metazoa, Arthropoda, Insecta, Diptera, Culicidae. Bases 2295 to 4208 code for a protein of 637 amino acids. The record is from RefSeq and is a predicted model, not a curated record. Gene Ontology annotation, molecular function: flavin adenine dinucleotide binding; oxidoreductase activity, acting on CH-OH group of donors.